AGGUUGUGUGUAAUUAAAACAGCAUUUUCUGGGUUUGUUCAACUCCUCAACACCCUCUGCUGCCUCAGGUAGGAAGUUGAAGGACUGCAAGCCUCGACAGAUAAAAGGAGCCGUGUAGGUGCAACACCGACAACAAACUGUCAGCACUGUUUGGCUGCAUGAUCCAGAGCAGAUAGUCUUACCUCAUCAUACAAAUCUCACAACAGCCAAAUCUCAGGUGUCUUUAAGCUGAAGUUGGAACCAGACCAGUUUGCUGUUUACUUACUUCUUAAAGAAGAAGAAGAGGACAUCUAAGCUGGGGACUCGUAGCUCAGGAUGUUGCAAGACGUGGAUUUCAGUAAUGAAACAGAUGAUAACCCAUUUUAUGACUUGGGGGUAGAUGAAACUUCACCAUGUGAUCUGAAAGGUAACCAUGGACAACAACUGACAAUACUAACCUGCGUAUACUCUUUAAUUUGUGCCCUUGGACUAGUGGGAAAUAUUCUGGUCCUUGUCACAUAUGCAUUCUAUAGAAAGGCCAAGACCAUGACCGACAUCUACCUGGUCAAUGUGGCUUUAGCAGAUCUCCUCUUUGUCAUUUCCCUGCCACUGAUCAUAUAUAACGAGCAAUACAGCUGGAGCAUGGGCAGCUGGGCAUGUAAACUGUUAACAGGAACCUACAGCAUCAACCUGUACUGCAGCAUGCUGCUGUUGGCCUGCAUCAGUGGAGACCGCUACGUGGCCAUUGUUAAAGCAAGCCGUUCCAUUGGAAUUCGCACCAAAGCCCAGAUAUACAGCCGACUCAUUUGCUCAAUAAUCUGGCUUCUUGCCAUUGCAUUGUCCCUGCCAACGUUCAUCUUCUAUGAUCGGUAUGAGGAGAAGAGCUUUGAUGGAAUAGUAGAAGUUGAGUGUGUCCUCAGCUUGGAGACAGGUACAACAGCGAAUCUGAUGAGAGUCCUGGUACCCAGCACACAGGUCACUGUGGGUUUCUUUGUGCCCAUGUUUGUGAUGGGCUUCUCCUACUGCAGCAUCGUGUUAACUCUGCUCAGGGUGCAGAACUACCAGAGGCACAAGGCAGUGCGUGUGGUUCUGGCAGUGGUCAUUGUUUUUAUUCUCUGCCAUCUCCCCUACAACAUCCUCAUUCUGGUCCACACUGGCAGCUUGUUCGGAGAGAGAAGUUGCGAGGCAGAACAGAACAUCCUGCUGGCAUUGUCUAUAACCCGGAGCGUGGCCUACCUCCACUGCUGCCUCAACCCUAUCCUCUACGCCUUUAUCGGAGUGAAGUUCAGGAAUCAUUUCUGUCAGAUUAUGGAAGACCUGUGGUGCUUAGGAAAGAGAUACUUCUCCUCGGCACGCUCCUCCCAGCAAACUUCAGAACUCUACAUUGCGGUACACAAAUCAAGUGAAGUCAACCAUGAGAACCCUUCCUCGUUUACAAUGUAACAAACAUUAUACAAGGGAGCGAUGAAUUUUUUAAUUGGGAAAGGACAAAAAACCUGUAAUUCUACCCUUGGUUGGUAUUUGUCAUCAAAACACUGGUGUAGGCACUGAUUUCUAUGGGAAUUUGUUAUCAAUGGGGGGUUGAGCUUUUGUACAUAGCAAUAGCUGAUUCAGGUAGGGCGUUCUAAAACACACUUCACAGAUGUUGAGGACUGCUUCAAUUGAGAUUCCUGAUUUAAAUAUUUUUAUUUAUCACCGAAUUACAUGUUUUUCAUGUAAUUUAAAAUUUUGUUUUUAUUUACAAUUGUGUAUUUUUAACUGAAGAAGAAAAUAUGUACAACUGUUUAAGAAUUCUGACAUUCAGAUAUAAUAACUUGCAAAGUGGUGUGUGCCAGCUCUGUGCCACAUCAUCAAUGUUGCUUAGCUGAUUAGAGAACAGAUACUACUUUCUUGCAUGCAUAUACACUUUUGCUACAUUUCUGCUUCAAAACUCUUGCUCAGUGUACUCAUUUGCCGUUGUUGAAAUAAAAGCAUAUUCCAGUUGGUUGA
Molecule: messenger RNA, 1968 nt
Organism: Pygocentrus nattereri (red-bellied piranha)
Lineage: Eukaryota; Metazoa; Chordata; Actinopteri; Characiformes; Serrasalmidae
Gene: ccr6b
Product: chemokine (C-C motif) receptor 6b
Exons: 3
Coding region: 316-1422 (368 amino acids)
Biological process (GO): G protein-coupled receptor signaling pathway; immune response; chemotaxis
Cellular component (GO): membrane
Molecular function (GO): chemokine receptor activity
Source: RefSeq, a predicted model, not a curated record